Messenger RNA from Panthera uncia (snow leopard), 1205 nucleotides. It is a transcript of the gene CBY1, whose product is annotated as chibby family member 1, beta catenin antagonist. The transcript is spliced from 5 exons. NCBI's taxonomy places the organism in Eukaryota, Metazoa, Chordata, Mammalia, Carnivora, Felidae. Bases 73 to 627 code for a protein of 184 amino acids. Gene Ontology annotation, cellular component: nucleus. The record is from RefSeq and is a predicted model, not a curated record. Gene Ontology annotation, biological process: negative regulation of Wnt signaling pathway.
GGCUGCGUUUUGUCCCUGGUUCCUGGGGCGCGACUGUUCUGAGCCUGGCGUCGCUCCAGGGCCCGAGGAGGGAUGGGACGCCCGGGCGUGCUCCAGGGGACCCGGGGCUUCCCCGCCGCUGGAGCGGCCCGAGGGCGCGGCACAGGGGGCGGAGGCUGGGUUCAUCCCAGGCCGGUCUCCGCACUUCUUGGAGCUGGUUUCCUCGGAGAAGGGAGCAUUGGCCUUUCCUUCAUCCGGCCAAAGAUGCCUCUCUUUGGAAAUACGUUCAGUCCCAAGAAGACGCCCCCUCGGAAAUCUGCUUCUCUCUCCAAUCUGCAUAAUCUGGACCGGUCAACCCGGGAGGUGGAGCUGGGCCUUGACUAUGGAACCCCCACUAUGAACCUGGCAGGGCAAAGCCUGAAGUUUGAAAAUGGCCAGUGGAUAGCAGAGAUGGGGAUUAGCGGGGGUGUGGACCGGAGGGAGGCUCAGCGCCUACGCAGGCGGAACCAGCAGUUGGAGGAAGAGAACAACCUCUUGCGGCUGAAGGUGGACAUCCUGCUGGACAUGCUCUCUGAAACCACCGCCGAGUCCCACUUGAUGGAGAAGGAAUUGGAGGAACUGAAAAGCACCAGCCGCAGGAGGAAAUGAAGACCCUGAAGACAUUCGCUAGGAGGAAAGGGAGAAGCCCACCGAUCAGAGGAGGUGGAUGUGGCCGAGGGGUUUUUCUAGCCGAACUAGUGGACCCGAGUGUCCUAUCACGGGGCCAGAAGGCACCGGCCCCCUCGGUUUGGCAGCGGGAACACACUGGUGGAAGCCAGGACUCCCUCCAGGCCAGGGCAGUCCUAGGAAUGAGCCCUGGGAUGCUGUCUAGUCACUCCACGUACGAAUGCACCUUCCCAGGUUCGCCCUCACCGGAGUGAUGCUGUGGCCAAAGCAGCUGAAGUUCAUUGUCUCCCCCCUCACGCUGGUGUCCGGGGUGUGGCACCAGUUCUAAAGCGUCCUGCCUCAGGGCCCUUGGAUGAGCAGCUCUCCUGGUCCUCCGCUCCCCCACCCCUCCCCCCAGGCCUACUCGCUUUGUCCUUUGAAGAAUACUCAGUCCCCAGAUCCACAGCCUCUUCUGGCUUCAGCUUGUCAGUGGCCAGCACCAGCCUUCCACGGGCAACACUGCAUUUUUGUGCUACUUUCCUGUUUACACAUUUUUCUGAAAAUUAAAUGCUGGUAUGUAA